AUCCAGGGUGUGUGAGCAGGCCUGCCACUAAUGAUUUCUGUCGACGCCCUGGAGGCUUUUGAGUUCAUAUUUCUGGCGAAUCUAACUUCCCCAAGCUGCAGGUAGAAGUGCACCCUAACGACCCUAACGUUCACCCCGGGGGGACAAAACGGGUGAAAUCCGUGUAGAAACACACGCCUCUAGCACUUUAAAGCUCACACACGAGCUAUUUUGCACAGUCUGCGGAGAGAGAAAGAGAGAGGGGAGAGUAAGAUCACGUCCACGUCCUGUUGAUCGCUGAGGAUCUCCUCUGAGCUCUUUAAAGAGAUGGAGCCGAGCCUCUGCCACGUUACGCUACGGUGCAUUUGCUCCAGCAGCAGCGCGUGCCCUGUGAUUUGUCCGUGUGAGCUAAGCGCCGUCUCACGGAGCUCCGAAGUGCUCGAACUAAAGUAGAAUCGUCGCCAACAAGAUAGUUUUCUCCACGGGAUCGGUGUCGUUAUCCCAGGGAUUUAAAAAGAAGAGGGCUAGCUGGCUUUCUUUCUGUGUUGUUGUUUUUUUUCUCCUUGUUUAAUUUGGCGAGGGAGCGUUGUGCAUCAUGCAGAGGGGGCACAGUUUCUCUGAGCGCAAAUAAAAUAAUGGGAGAGAAAUGAGAAGGAAAACAAAAGCGAAGCGAAUUCCCGACUACGAAAAUGAAGAGGACGAGGAGGAAGAACAAAAAGCGGACGCAUUCGAUCCCGGGCUGCAGAAACGAAGAAAACAAAUGUAUCCUGCCAAAGAGCGAGCAGAGGGGAAUUCAUCAUCAGCCACGGCUCUCCAGAAGUUAGAUAUGAAGGGUUAUGAGUUUGACUGCUCUCUUGCAGACAACUUCAGUGACAGUCACUCCACCUCUGAGCAGGAGGCUGAUUAUUUGCAGUCUUAUUCGAAGAUGGAGCUAAUUGCGAUGGUCCUAUGCAUGCAGAGGGAAAUGGAGAGCUUGAAGGAACAACUUAGGUGCCUUACAGCAUGUGGAAAGCUGGCCAAAAACAUUGAGGCCCUGAUCGAGAAGACCCAGAUGUGGCCUAAUGGGGAUAAGAAGCCCUCUCUCGCAGUCUCCCCCAGCCCAGUGAGAGUGCCUGUGGAAGUGGAGGCUUUGAUGCCAACUAUGCUGUGUGCCCCCACUGUUCUGAAUGGGCAGUGGGUCAAACAGGAGACUGUGACACAGAAACCUAAUGAGACCUCCCACAGGGACGGGCUCUUCUCAGAGUUCAUCACUCCUGAGCUUUUGGAGAGAUGUAACACAGGAACCACUGCUCAGAAGUUGACCAAUGACCUGCUCCGUGGACUUUAUGAAAGAGAUUGCCUGGCCUCACAUUCAAUCUCUGGUGUCGUGUACAACAAGAGGGGUCAGCCUAAACCUGCCCUGCCCACUGAAGAGGUCCAGGCCAUCCUGAGAACUGUCCAGUAUUUUUUUCCUGGGAAGACUGAUGCAGAGAUUAAGGGCUACAUCCGUCAGAAACUGCAAAAUGAAGCGAAACGCUUGAGGAAAAAACCUCCACUUCCUGGCCCAGAGUCUAGAACUCUGAGUCAACCUUGCCCAAGAUCAAGUGCUAAUCACUUGGAUUGAUUGGACAAAAGUCAAAUGUUUGAUUAGUAGUCAUGAGUUUUGUGUCAUCCAAUGAGCUAGCCUUAUUCAGUGUUAAAAAGGAUCAAGAGAUCAAAAUUUCUUGACUCAAAGUUGAUAAGAGAUGAGUAUCUGUAUAAAUAUAUAUAUCAUGUUAUAUUUGAAAUGUCCUUGAGAAUGUCACAAUCACUUGCAAUAGUUGUUUGGCUACUGGUCGUUGUGAUGUCAAAAUGCAAAUAAAAGGGUUUGAAUUGAG
Pygocentrus nattereri (red-bellied piranha) is the source of this 1835-nucleotide messenger RNA. RefSeq lists its product as uncharacterized. Gene Ontology annotation, biological process: negative regulation of Notch signaling pathway; positive regulation of neuron differentiation. Gene Ontology annotation, molecular function: transcription corepressor activity; DNA binding. Gene Ontology annotation, cellular component: nucleus. The transcript has 7 exons. Bases 626 to 1582 code for a protein of 318 amino acids. The record is from RefSeq and is a predicted model, not a curated record. Lineage: Eukaryota; Metazoa; Chordata; Actinopteri; Characiformes; Serrasalmidae.